Pseudopodoces humilis (Tibetan ground-tit) is the source of this 1081-nucleotide messenger RNA. It is a transcript of the gene ELP6, whose product is annotated as elongator acetyltransferase complex subunit 6. Gene Ontology annotation, cellular component: elongator holoenzyme complex. Gene Ontology annotation, biological process: tRNA wobble uridine modification. Lineage: Eukaryota; Metazoa; Chordata; Aves; Passeriformes; Paridae. The record is from RefSeq and is a predicted model, not a curated record.
UCAGCGCCGCCCGCCAUGUUCGCGGAGCUGAACGAGCUGCUCGGGGCCUCCCCGGAGCGCCCGGACGCGGGUAAAUUCACACUGCUGCGAGACACACGGACAGAUGGCAGCUUCCUGGUGCACCACUUCCUCUCCUUCUACCUCAGAGCUGGCUGCAAGGUUUGCUUUGUGGCCCUGCUCCAGUCCUUCAGCCACUACAACAUCGUGGCACAGAAACUGGGUGUCAGUCUGGCAGCUGCCAAAGAGAGGGGACAGCUUGUCUUCCUGGAGGGCCUCAAGUCCUGCCUUGACCUCCUGUUUGGGGAGGAGGAGCAGCCAGGGCAGCCCAGUCCUCUGCAGUUUCUGAGCGGGAGCACCUCUGACCUCCGAGCCUUGUUUGACUUUGUCCGAGUGUCCCUGGCUCCCAGUGACGGUGAUUCCUGGAAAGGCCCCGUGCUGCUGGUGGAUGACCUCAGUGUCCUGCUGAGCCUGGGGGCUGCACCGGUGGCCGUGCUGGACUUCAUCCACUACUGCCGCAUGUCCGUGUGCUGCCAGCUGAAGGGGAACAUCGUGGUGCUGGUUCACAGCAACGAGGGUUCGGAAGACGAGGAGAAUGAACUGCUUGUGAACUCCCUGUGUCAUCACAGCGACCUCGUCCUGUGGGCAGAGGGGCUGGCCACCGGCUUCUGCAAGGAUGUUCACGGGCAGAUUAAGAUAAUCAAGAGAUUGUCCUUGCGGCAGGCGGGGGAGCAGGACCUGGUCCAGAUCUACCAGUACAAGAUCCAGGACAGGAACGUCACCUUUUUCGCACGGGGGCUGUCGGCUGCGGUCCUGUGACAGUGCCAUCCUGUGGCACUGCCAUCCUGUGGCACUGCCAUCCUGUGGCACUGCCAUCCUGUGGCACUGCCAUCCUGUGGCACUGCCAUCCUGUGGCACUGCCAUCCUGUGGCACUGCCAUCCUGUGGCACUGCCAUCCUGUGGCACUGCCAUCCUGUGGCACUGCCAUCCUGUGGCACUGCCAUCCUGUGGCACUGCGGUCCUGUGACACUGCGGUCCUGUGGCACUGCGAUCCUGUGACACUGCGGUCCUGUGACACUGCGGU